UAAACAAGUUAGGAAACGCUCACGUUUCUCCUGUGAGUUUUUUAAUAAAAAAAAAAUUCCUGGUUGUGACAAUAUUCUUAUGAACUUUAUUUUUCAUUUCCUUUGUUAAUCAAAAUUUUGUUUCUAUAAAAUUUUGUAUUAAAAUAUAGUUAGGUAGUUAUUAUAAAUAACAUUCAAAACGAAACAUUCAACAGGAACUCCCUUCCUUCCUACCUUCAAAAUAAAACACACCAAUUCCUAUAGAGAUCCAAGAAAAAAUAGGCCAUUGAAGAGUUAUAGUCAAAGAAGGAGAUGGGAAGGUCACCUUGCUGCGAGAAAUCACACAUGAACAAAGGAGCUUGGAUUAAAGAAGAAGAUCAGCUUCUCGUUGAUUACAUCCGCAAACACGGCGAAGGUUGCUGGCGAUCUCUCCCUCGAGCCGCCGGAUUGCAAAGAUGUGGUAAGAGUUGUAGGUUGAGAUGGAUGAAUUAUCUACGACCAGAUCUUAAGAGAGGUAAUUUCACAGAGGAAGAAGACGAACUCAUCAUCAAACUCCAUAGCUUACUUGGUAACAAAUGGUCGUUGAUUGCUGGGAGAUUACCAGGGAGAACAGACAAUGAGAUCAAAAACUACUGGAACACUCACAUCAAGAGGAAGCUUCUCAGCCGUGGGAUCGACCCUAACACCCACCGUACGAUCAACGAAUCCACAAUCCCUCUUCCGAAAACGGCGGCGUUUCUUCUAAAUGACGAGCAUGUAAAAUUCGGUUUCGCUGGACCGGAUGAACAACGGACGAUUAAACCGGAACCGAUGGUGGUAGACCGGGAAGAGUAUAAUAAUAAGAACAACAAUAAUAACUGCACAAGCAGCGGAACGACGUCGGAGAAGGAUAUUGAGACAGACGACGAUUAUGUACUCAAUCUGGAACUCUCUGUUGGACUAGCGACAACGACAAAGAGUAAUCGGUACGAGUCGAAUCGAUCGGAAAGUGAAUAUGACUCAGCCGAGUCGACUCGAUGGUGGGGAUCCGAGUUGUUAGGGUCUCAGGAUGAGGUGUGUUUGUGUUGUCGGAUAGGGUUUCGUAAUGAGUCGUGUCGGAAUUGUCGGACCUCCGAUGUUAGAACCAUUUGUGCAUAGAAAAUUAUAUAGAAA
Molecule: messenger RNA, 1131 nt
Organism: Brassica oleracea var. oleracea
Lineage: Eukaryota; Viridiplantae; Streptophyta; Magnoliopsida; Brassicales; Brassicaceae
Product: transcription factor MYB3-like
Source: RefSeq, a predicted model, not a curated record